Molecule: messenger RNA, 1268 nt
Organism: Owenia fusiformis
Lineage: Eukaryota; Metazoa; Annelida; Polychaeta; Sabellida; Oweniidae
Source: the annotation of a GenBank genome assembly
UCAACAAUGGAAGAUCAUUGUAAACUGUUCUGGAAGGAAUUUCUAUGAUCCAACAAGUGAAAAUUUCAUGCCGAGAAUGCUGGGAAUUAACCCACGUAAAUGCAUGACCAUUUUUCAGCCAACUGUGCCUACAGAUGUUCGCCCAUGUUUGCAUGUUCUGAACAGUUGCAAAUCCAAGUGUAGAAAUGACGCGGUGAAACAACAAUGCAUGAAAGGAGCAUAUGAUCCCCAAUUGGCCACUUUUUUCUAUGUGAGAAAUACAUACUGCAUACAUUGCAAUGGACACAAUAAAAACUGUACUGGCAAAACAGUAGAAAAGAACAGUAACGUACUCGCUUUCUUCACAUAUUCAAUCCUGUUAAAAGAGGGGCCUGAUGAUAGUCUAAAUAUUGAAAUAGCCCCAGUUGCCAGAUUGGCUGGAAUUCAAACAAGUUUCAAUAUACAAAAUAAAGAGACACGUAUCACUAAAUGUUCGCCACCAUAUUUGUACCACAAUGGCACGUGUGUUCUCAAGGACACCAUGGUGAUUGAAGUGAUGUGCCUUAUCUGUUUUAUUAACAGCGACUGUAUCGAUGAUGUUAUCAAUCUUAUAUGGAAGGCAUUUGACAAUAUCUUUGGUAUUGUCCAGAGUAAAUGCAAAGGUUUUUGGUGCGGCAUUAACAAUUUCUAUGUUGCUUAUAUUAACCAAACUUUGGACUGGGAGACAGUGUUAGAAAAAAGCGAGAAAAAACUAAUGGACACAUUACCUAAAGGAACAUUUGAUCCAAGUAGAAGCCAUUGUACUUUUAUCAAAGUCUUGAAUGGAACUGAAUUGCAAGGUGAAACAACAUCUGAGCUCAGUACGGCAAAUGCAACGCCAUCUAUACCUGGGCUCAGCAUGGCUAACAUUGCGACAACCAGCAGCAUUCACGUUUUACAAACUGCCUUUCUGAUUGCUCAGGUAGCUUUUGGAAGUUAUUGUUAUUGGUAGUAUAAUGAAACAAUUCUCUCUAUUUAGAUUUUAGAAUUAUGUUGGCGAAUUUAUCUUUGUUUAACCCUGUUGAUAACAUCAAUUAGUUUUCAUUCUCAGCAAUGGAUUAGGAAAAAAUUGCCUUUUGAGCAAUUAAUAUGAAAUGGUAAAUUUUGGCAAUCCUGUUUUUUGAAUACUAGUCUCGAACACUGGCUCAUUCUUUGUCAUGCUUGUUCAAAGUUAACAGUUUGAAUAAAUUGGAAAGAUUAAGCCUAGUAACUGGUAAUUGGUAAUCUAUGAAAAGGGCACCAAGUGUUAC